Tigriopus californicus is the source of this 1054-nucleotide messenger RNA. Its product is annotated as vasopressin V2 receptor-like. The record is from RefSeq and is a predicted model, not a curated record. The coding region runs from base 422 to 970 and encodes 182 amino acids. Gene Ontology annotation, cellular component: membrane. The transcript has 4 exons. Lineage: Eukaryota; Metazoa; Arthropoda; Copepoda; Harpacticoida; Harpacticidae.
CCGUGGCCUCCGUGGGUUUUGCGUCGCCUCGUUGUCCUCUAAAAGACUUCAAAACUCGUCUCCGAGUUCAAGUUCGAGCUACGGAUUGGACGGGAGUUGGUAAGAGAUUUAGAGACUGGAUUGGACGGUCAGUUGGUUGUUGAUCCUGGACGAGUUGUUUGUGUUGUUGCACCUCAAGAGGCUCUUCCUCGUCACCCCAAAGCUAACCGAUCCCCUUCACUUUAGGGUCCAGUCUAUCCAGUCAAGGCGUGUUCCAAGAUUAGCUGACGAAGUGAAGUGAGGGGUGGUGCACAAUUCGGGGGGUCCAGAGCAAUAAUGGAGACCUUGGCCUGUUAAAGGGUUGUCACUCGUCACAACAAGUGCUUGAGGAAUUGUACGACCUUCUCAUAUCAUCAUUCUGACAAACUGAGAAAGAUAGGAAAUGGAAUACAACACUUCGAUUACAAUGACGUCGAAUGACACUUCCAACCCGCCGAGCAAUCCCAACGAGAGCAAUCCCGGCGAGACCCCCGACAUGGAUAAUCCCAAGAUCUACGUCCUGUCCUCGAUCAUAUUGCUGACCUUACUCGGGAAUGGAUACGUGUUCUUUUCGAUUGUGAGUCGAGCCCGAAAAACGGCCUACUCGUACAAUGGCAAGAUGACCCGAAUGUACUACUUCAUGCUGCACUUGUCCUCGGCGGAUAUUCUCACGGCUCUCCUUACCCUACUGAGCGAGCUCAUUUGGACGUUCACGAGUCCACAUUUCUAUGGAGGCAACCUCGUGUGCAAGGCAGUCAAGUUUCUGCAAAUGAUUGGUCCUUACCUCAGUCCGUUUUUGACCCAGAUUGGACUUUUGAGGCACUUUGACAACACAGUCUUUGUUUUUGUGGACCACAACAUCAUUCUUAGAUCACAGAGCUUCCACGAGAUUGACUUGGAUUCAGACGCUUGGACAACGUUGUUGGCUGAAGUUAGUAACAACUCAACAUGAUGUGUUGGAAUUUAUAUUGCUCAUGAAACAAGAUAUUAAAUAAAAGAAACAGGAUGAACCAACCCUCUUCACGAACGACUUGUA